Molecule: messenger RNA, 480 nt
Organism: Heterostelium album PN500
Lineage: Eukaryota; Evosea; Eumycetozoa; Acytosteliales; Acytosteliaceae
Product: SKP1 family protein
Exons: 2
Coding region: 1-480 (159 amino acids)
Biological process (GO): SCF-dependent proteasomal ubiquitin-dependent protein catabolic process
Cellular component (GO): nucleus; cytoplasm
Molecular function (GO): cullin family protein binding
Source: RefSeq, a predicted model, not a curated record
AUGUCAAAGGUUAAAUUUGAAUCAUCAGAUGCUCAAGCUUUCGAAGUCGACAGAGAAGUUGCCAACAUGUUUGUUGCCAUCAAGAAUUUGAUGGAGGACAUCGGUGACGACACCAAUGCCAUUCCAUUGCCAAAUGUCACCGGUGAGAUCUUGAAGCGUGUCAUCGAGUGGUGCGAGUACCACAUUGCCCACCCAAAGCCAGACGAGAAGCGUGACUCUAAGGAGAUCUACGAAUAUCAAUGGGACAAGACUUUCUGCAACACCAUCGAUCACACCACACUUUUUGAAUUGGUUCUCGCUGCCAACUAUUUGGACAUCAAGGGUCUCUUGGACGUCACCUGUAAGACUGUCGCCAACAUGAUCCGUGCCAAGACCCCAGACGAAAUUAAAGCCUACUUCAAAUUGACUCAAGAUUUUACCCCAGAAGAAGAAGAGAUGAUUCGUAACAACAAUGAAUGGUGUGAAAUUAGAGAAAACUAA